Molecule: messenger RNA, 3541 nt
Organism: Columba livia (rock pigeon)
Lineage: Eukaryota; Metazoa; Chordata; Aves; Columbiformes; Columbidae
Product: suppressor of cytokine signaling 1
Exons: 3
Coding region: 2009-2692 (227 amino acids)
Biological process (GO): phosphatidylinositol phosphate biosynthetic process
Cellular component (GO): phosphatidylinositol 3-kinase complex
Molecular function (GO): 1-phosphatidylinositol-3-kinase regulator activity
Source: RefSeq, a predicted model, not a curated record
GAUUGCAAUACAUUUCGGCUGUAACUGCUGCAAGGUCAUGAUUUCAAGUGGAUGAGAGAGGGAAGAGUGAGACCCACAAACCAUCUCCAAGCAGUGAGGCUGGUUGUUACUUUUCACAGGCAAAGUGAAGAAUAAAAGGCAGAAUUAGACUAGUCCAUUUAAUGUUAAGGCAAGGUAGCUAGUACAGUCUGUGAAGUCACCCAAUAAAUGCUAUAAAUAUCCACAGAGGGAAACGGAGUCCCUACUAGGCAACUGUAAAGCAAACUGCAGGGUAUUUUUGAAGCUGCCAUCCAAAAAUACAAAGAAAAGUGUGACAAGUCUACUUAAAAACCAAAAAUGGAACAGAUGAGCACUUAGUCUCUGCUGUGAUUUAGGGCUCCAGUGGCAGGUCCUCCCACUGAAGCGUCUGUGUAAAAGAAUGCUUUGCCCAGACUCUUGUGGAAGUUCAGAAAUCCUUCUGUGGUCAGCAGCAUCUUCAUGCUUGGUUGAAAGAAAAAAAACCACCAAAACAAGCACUGAUGUCUCAGUACACAGUGGAACUUCUGGCAAGGCUGCAGAUCAGAUUUGGUGGUGUGUUUCUGACUGCUUUGUGCUUCUUAGCAAUGCAAAGCAGCUGUAAAGCCCUUUUAGUCAGCUGCUCAACCCGCAGUUACAGCUGCUUUGCAUCGCUAGAGUGGUGCAGAGCAGCCAGAGCGCGUCUGCGUUGCGUGUUUGCAUACAGCUUUUUCAAGAAGGCAAUUCACCUGGCACGCAAGCAGCAGUCUUGGAUCUGGCAAAGGUAUACAGGUGAAUGAGAGCUCUCACAGCAUAAUCAAGUCAUAGCCUAAUUGCAGGCUAGGCCUUAAACUGUGGGGUUUGUAUUUAAUUGUGAAGUUUAUCUUUUGUACUAUCAUUCUCUUCGAGCAACACUACACUUACCGUAUGUACCACGUAGAGCAUUACUUAUAUUUCACUUUUUUGCGUGUGUGUGCAUUUUCCCAUUUUUUCUGUGAUUUCCAUUAUUUUCAUUCGACCUGCUAAGGCAGCAGUGUGUAUUUUUAGGCACGUUCCUCAAGUGCACAUUAUGCUGCUGCUCACUCUGCACUGCCAGGGUGCCAGGUGCCCUUCUGGGGGCUCCUACUGUGCCCGAGCAGAGCUGGCAGAACUCUGGCAGUGAAGGUCAAGGCCAGGAACGGCCUCCCCUGUUCUCCGUCGGUGUAGAGGGGCCCCCGUCAGCCGGCUCUGCUGCCCGGGCCCUGUGCACAACCCCCCGCCCCGGUGACUCAUGGCCCUGCGGCCCCAGCCCUGGGCACCGUACGAGCUCCAGUGUCCCAGCCCAGUGUUGGAGGGCAGCAGACGGUAACCGGGAGGAGAGGCAGAGCCCCGGUCCCCCGCUGCCGCCGUCGGGCCUCACCGCGACGUCCCUGGGCCGGUUCGUGGCUCCGGCGGGUCCCGGGGGGCGGUGGAUGCUGCGGUGCCGCCCCGGUGGGGUCCCUCUCUCAGUCCGCAGCGGAGGGGCUCCUACAGCCGCUUUGUGGGUUUUUAUUUUCUUUCUCUCUCUCUCCCAAUCCGUCCAACCUUUCCUUUUUAAAAAAAGAUAACUUUUUUCCUUCUUUACUUUUUUUUUUUUUUUUCCCCCUGCAAGAGCCACGCCGUGGAAAGACGGGGUGGUGGAGGAGGGAGAAACCCCUCCCCUUCCCCUCCCCCGUGGCUCCUUCCUCGGAAAAGAAACACUUGGGGGGUUUCCUCCCCUCCGCUCCCCGGAGCCGAAGCCGCCGCCGCGGCGCCCGCCCGCCCCGCGGCCGAGGAGGGCCCGCCGGGCAGCCGCGCCGCCUCCGGAUGGAUCUGCUCAUAGGUAAAGCUUUGCAAAAACUGCAAAGUGCCACAUCGGAGCUCUUGAAUUGGGACCAUUUCCAGGCCUGAUGUCCAGAAACUCAUCCCUAUGGGUGGUAAAUUUAAAGAGGCUGUAUGCAAAGGAGGAAGCAUGAUAAAGGCAGCAUCUUCCCAGGAUCCAUGGGCUCUUUGAGAGAUGAUCAGAGGGAGGCCAGAUGAUCUGCACAACACGCACACCACUGUUUCUCGUCCCCAAAGGCAGCAUCGGAGUGUUCUCCCCAGCCCCGCGCCCCCCGGCUUGCCCGAUCGUUUCCGUAUGUUUCGCAGCUGUGAGUGGGAGGUCCUGGAGCGAUCCCUCCACAUCCUCCAGGCCAGCGACUUCUACUGGGGCCCCUUGUCUGUGGGGGAGGCUCACGCCAAGCUCCAGCGGGAGCCCGUCGGCACCUACUUGGUGCGGGACAGCUCGCAGGGGAACUGCUUGUUCAGCCUGAGCGUGCGGAUGCCAACGGGGCCUGUCAGCCUUCGAAUCUCUUUCCAGGAGGGUUAUUUCCGCCUGAAGAACUGGUUUUCAGACUGCGUGGUCCGGCUGCUGGAGCUGGUGGUGGCGGGGACCCGGAACAACCCCUUGCACUUUGAUGAGAUGGGGGGAACCCCCCUGGUCUUCUCCGAGCCCCUGUGCCGGAGCCGCCGGGCAGUGCCCACGCUGCGAGAACUGUGCUGCCGGAGCCUGCCUGCCAGCGCUGCCGUGGGGGACACAGCAGGACAGGGGGGCUCCUCGGGUUUGUGCCUGAGAGAGGAGGUGGUCUCACCCCUGGGUGGAAGAGGAGGGUCAGAGGGGAGCAUCAUCCCCGGCCCCUCUCCAUCAUGGGCUGGGAGAUGACACCAUGUGUCUGGGAGACGAAAGGAGGUGCCUGUUACAUGGCUGUGCUGGUGGGAUGCCUGCCACGCUGGUGGGGCUGGACUGGCUGCUGGGAGAGGAAGGGGAGGGCAGGGGGAGCAGGGCUGGAGCCCGCUGGCUGUGACGGCUGUGUCCUCGUACGUGCACAGCGUGUGUGACCUUCCCCAGAGAUGCCUGGGGUAAAGCCAAAUCUGAAGAGCAGAGAUUUUCCCCCAGCCAUCAAGUCCUGCUCAUUGCUCCAUUUGUAACGUAUAAGCUUGAGAAGAAGGUGAGUUGCCUGUCCUCCCAGGUCAGCCCUGUGUUUUCCUCUGCCCUGAAGUGCCCAAGCUCGUUUCUGCUACAAAUCUGCCCUCAUGGUGUGCCUGAGCCCAGUCCCACAGCUGUGCAGCUUGGGCAUCGGUGGUGCCGACCGGCUACCUACGUAGCUGCAGCAGAGCAAGAGCACGUUGUGCUCCUUGCAGCACGGAUGUGAUGCCCACCACUCCAGAGGCCAAUAUUUGCACAAGAGGGGAACCAUUGCAGCCAUGUACAAUACAUGCAGCUUCACUGGCUUUUGCAUUGCUUUGUUUGAACAGAUUUUUGGGAGCGCAGAUGAGUUACGUUAUGCUAAGGGCGUGGUAUUCUUGCAGAGGUAACGCUCAUCUGGAGAGUCGGGUCUGCUCCCAGAGGGUGUGAACGGAUGGGAUCCAGUGCCCUUUCUUGUGCUCAUCUCACAGUGUGCUGCUGCCAUCUACAGGAAAUAAAGACAUUUUGGUUUUGCCUUAAAAAGGGCAAAAAAAAUUUUAUACAAUACUUUUUUAAAAAUGUAAUAAAUGUGGUUUUUUAUACUUA